Molecule: messenger RNA, 1946 nt
Organism: Filobasidium floriforme
Lineage: Eukaryota; Fungi; Basidiomycota; Tremellomycetes; Filobasidiales; Filobasidiaceae
Product: Rft protein-domain-containing protein
Exons: 4
Coding region: 155-1858 (567 amino acids)
Biological process (GO): glycolipid translocation; dolichol-linked oligosaccharide biosynthetic process
Cellular component (GO): endoplasmic reticulum membrane
Source: RefSeq, a predicted model, not a curated record
CUAACGAUUGCCGAGAGGAUCACGUGAUUGAUCGGGAUUCGGUGAGUCACGCGAACCUCCUCUCGGAUUAUGACCUCCCUAUAUCUGCAUCACUAGAUCACCUCGUUACUACUUUGGCCGAGAAGGUCUCUGGGUCAGACAUACCUUCGGCAGAAUGAGUUCCAUCCAAUACUAUGUUGGAACGUUGCGCUCCCUUAUAGGUCUCCAACUAGUCUCGCGUCUCGCUAGCUUUGGCCUCAACCAAUCUCUUAUUCGGAUCGCGUCACCAACCGUAUAUGGUACAGCCGCGAUCCAAUUUGAUCUCAUCCGGGACACAAUCCUCUUUCUUGGCAGGGAGGCGGUCCGAGGUGUUGUGCUGAGGACCCGCGUUACGGACGAUGACGAGAAGGCCAAGGGAACGAGCCCCGAGGCUACGGGCACCCGCAGCCGUGUCCUCAACAUGACGCUUAUCGCACCGGCAUUGGGCCUGCUCGUGGUCUUCACCGUGAUACCGGCCUACUUAUCGCUCCUACCACACGAGACUACAUCUCAAUCAUGCUACAUGCCUUCGCUCUGCGGAUACCUCUUUGCUACAAUAAUCGAGUUGGCUACAGAACCCUUUAUGCUGGGCACGCAGAUCGGAUUGUUCACCCUUCCCGGCCGGGAUUCCUCGUCUAUCCGCGCUCGAAUUGAAGGGACAAGCGUCGUUGUUCGGGCGGUAGUGACCUUCGCCUGCUUAUACAUAACCAAGCAAUUUGGUACUAGCGAUGAACACGCACUCCUCGGGUUUGGCCUGGGCCAGAUCGCCUACUCUGUAGUCCUUAUCGGAGCUUGGAUGAGAGCAGUGGGGUACAAUGUUGUCAGCGAGGUCUUAUCGCAAUUCAUAACAAUGGUCAGAACCGUACCGUGGGCCUUGUUCAAAAGGAAAACGUCAAGUACACUCUUCGAAAAGUCGCAACUGCGCUUGCUUGGCGCCUUGAGCGGUCAAUCCCUAUUCAAGCAUUGUCUGACCGAAGCAGACCGGGCUGUGGUAGGCUGGACCAGUCCGCUAGAAGAUCAGGCAGGAUACGCUUUGGCGACAAAUUACGCUUCACUUAUUGUACGGAUUGUCUUCCAGCCACUUGAAGAAUCAGCUCGGCUGUACUUUUCUAGGACUAUCAAGCCCGACAGACAAGCGAUUCGUUGGGAGGAUGUUCAGCCAUACCAAGUCUUGGCCAACAUCCUGCACGUCUCUUUUGCUUUGCCGCUAGUCACUGCCGCCUUCGUUCCGCCCGUCGGCUCGAUCUUGAUGCCAUAUCUCCUUCCGCCACGCUAUCUGCAAACUUCGGCGCCAUCGACAUUGGUCGCUUACAUGACUCUGUAUCUGCCCAUCAUGUCGGUCAACGGAAUCCUCGAAGCAUUCUUUUCCGCAACGACAGACACGCAUAAAGUUGCUCGGCAAAGUGGAGUCAUGGCCGGCUGCUCACUGAUUUUCGGCGGCACAUUAGCUGUUAUUCGCCAAAUCCGCAAAGGCGACGUAUCCUCGCUGCCGAGGGUGCCGGUCGAAUGGAUCACUCCGGAAAUUUCCCUGGUGUAUGCGAACACUCUGCAGAUGAUCUGUCGGAUCAUUUUCGCAGGAAAACACGCUGCGGACUUAACGGAUAGGAGCAUAGGAAGUCGGACAAGCCUACGCUGGCGGCCGGGUAUGCUUACCAUCGCCACCAUCGUGGCGAGCGGCAUUUUCACGAGAGCGAUCCCCCAGGUGGUCGACUUGCACGCCGCAGCUACAUUGCUUAUGAUCGCCUCGUUCGGGGUUCUCUGUCUUGUGUGCUUAGGGUUCGACGAGAUGCCCUGCUGGCGGUCUCUGCGUACGCCCGGUACUGUCCGGAAAUCCGAUUAACGGGAUGUCAACAGCACAACGUGGCUUGAAAUGACCCGGGUGAUCACAAAAUAUAAUGCUAUCGCAAUCCUCAUGGGGUGUACACUGA